Messenger RNA from Nerophis ophidion (straightnose pipefish), 3260 nucleotides. RefSeq names its product zinc finger protein 598 (gene znf598). The transcript is spliced from 12 exons. The record is from RefSeq and is a predicted model, not a curated record. The coding region runs from base 115 to 2886 and encodes 923 amino acids. NCBI's taxonomy places the organism in Eukaryota, Metazoa, Chordata, Actinopteri, Syngnathiformes, Syngnathidae. Gene Ontology annotation, molecular function: ubiquitin protein ligase activity; ribosome binding. Gene Ontology annotation, biological process: rescue of stalled cytosolic ribosome; protein ubiquitination.
GUGGCGUGACACGUCACCGGCUCAGACUGUCACCGUGACGUCAGCACUACACAGGCACGCGGCUGCACUCUUUGGCUCCUUUUCGCCCUUUUUUUGUUUUGUUUGAACUCCGCCAUGGAUUUGGCGAACUUGAAGGAGACGGAGAAGCACUGUGUCCUGUGCUGCCAGGAUGUCGACGUCUUCGCCUUCGGGAAAUGCGACCAUCCGGUGUGUUACCGCUGCUCCACCAAAAUGAGGGUGCUGUGCGAGCAGAAGUACUGCGCCGUCUGCCGGGAGGAGCUCGACAAGGUGGUGUUUGCCAAGACCGUGGAGGCCUUUUCUUCUCUGCCUCACCACCGCUUCCCCUGUGAGAAACUACACGACAUUUAUUUUGCCGAUGAGAAUAUCCAUGCUCAGUACAGGCAACUGCUGUUGCCACAGUGUCCUUGCUGUUCAGAUGCAAAGAUCUUCUCCAAGUUUGUGGAGCUGGAGCAACACAUGAGGAAGCAGCAUGAACUCUUCUGCUGCAAGCUCUGCACCAAGCAUCUAAAGAUCUUUUCCCACGAGCGGAAGUGGUACAACCGCAAGGAACUUGCACGCCAUCGAGCGCACGGGGACCCCGACGACACCAGUCACCGAGGACACCCGCUCUGCAAGUUCUGUGACGACCGUUACCUGGACAACGAUGAGCUGCUCAAACACUUGAGAAAGGACCAUUACUUCUGCCAUUUCUGCGACGCCGACGGCUCCCAGGAAUAUUACAGUGAUUACCUGUACUUGAGCGAGCACUUCAGAGGAAGUCACUACCUGUGUGAGGAAGGCCUCUGUGCCACCGAGCAGUUCACCCACGCAUUCCGCACGGAGAUCGACUACAAGGCCCACAAGGCUUCGGCGCACAGCAAGAGCCGAGCAGAGGCACGACAAAACCGCCACAUUGAUCUGCAGUUCUCUUUGGCUCCAAGACAACAACAAAGAAGGAAUGAAGCUUUGGUGACUGGUGAAGAUUAUGAGGAGAUGCGUCACAGUCGAGGAGGGAGAGGAAGACCCCAGGUGGGACAGAAGAGCUGGCGGUACUCUCGCGAGGAAGAGGACAGAGAGGUGGCAGCUGCUCUAAGGGCAUCGGUGGCCAUGCGUCGACAAGAGGAUAGGACGGCUGCAUUGGAGAGGACCACUGUGAAACACCUCAGGGAAGAGAGAACGGAGAGAACGGAAUCAGAAGAGCCCAGUCCCAGGACUGGUACUAUUAAACCAACAGGCAAACCUCCAGUGAAGACCAUGAAGAGCUCCAGUCCCAGAGAGGAGGAAGACGAGUUUCCAGCUUUGGGUGCCGCAGCUCCAUUUGCCAUUGCCAAGUCAGCCCCACCAGUGGUUGCACAGCCUCCAAGGACCCUGAAGGAAGAUGACUUCCCCAGCCUUUCCGUAGCUAAUGUUCCUUCGGCCCCCAUGACUCCAUCUUAUCCCGCCCAACCCAAGAAGUUGUCUUCUUUCCAAGAGGAUUUCCCUGCCCUUGUGUCCAAAGUGCGACCCCUCAAAUCUGCAGCUGGCUCCAAGUCUGCCUGGUCCGCUCACAGCGCUCCAGCUCGGCCCACUGCUCAGCCCGCCUCUUCCACCAGACUUCCACCUCAACCCACCUCAGCAUCCUCCGGCCCCCAGCCCCUCACCUCCAUCACAUCUUCCUCUUCAAGGAGGAAAAAGAAAGUAGGGGAAAAGGGAAAGGUGGCGUCCACACGCACGCCUCCUUCCUCCGAUGACGAGAGAACAGGAAUGACGCAGCAGGAGUUCCGCUCGGUGCCCACCAUGUUGGACAUCUCAUCUUUGCUGACUGUAAAGGGGGGGGGGGGCAAGCCUUCUUCCUCUGUGACCACCAGCCCUCCGGCCCUGACGCCUAACACUGAAAGCCCUACUUGGAAAACAAGCAAGAAGAAAAAACAAAACAACAACAGCAGCACCGCCUCUACUUGUAACUCUUCAGCAUCAGGGAGUCAGGCGCCUGCUAAGACAACAUCAGUAGAAAGCGUGACUCAAAAGGAGAACGUUCCUCAAAAAACAAGGAGCAAACCCCCCAGUCCUGCGGUGGUGCUGGCGGCACCGAGCCACUUGCUCAAUGGCUUCCAUGAAACCUCACCGCCGCUUGUUAGCAAGGAGACACCAGCACAGACCAAAGCAGAUUCUCCUGUCCAACAAGACGAAGAAUUCCCUGCCCUCAUGACGAGGAAACCACCUCCAGGGUUCAAGAUGUCCUUCCCGACAAAGUCCUCAGCUCCUGCACCAUCCACCACGGUGCACCCCCCUCCCCCUCCACCUGGCCUGGGACUCCAAGUCACGAAGCCCCCACCCGGCUUCACUGGGACACCCUUCAACAGUAACCUAGUCCAGCCAGCGGUCAACUUAGCCCCCAAAGCUCCAGACACUGGAUACCUGGUGCCCGAGGACUUUCACCAGAGGAACCUGGAGCUGAUCCAGUCUAUUAAGAAAUACCUCCACAACGAUGAGUCCAAGUUCAAUCAGUUCAAAAACUACUCGGCACAAUUUAGACAGGGGGUUUUACCAGCCGCCCGCUACCACCACAGCUGCAAGGACCUGCUGGGAGACGACUUCCAGCACAUCUUCAAGGAGCUGCUGGUGCUGCUGCCGGACACCGCCAAGCAGCAGGAGCUCCUCACGGCUCACGGGGACUGCAAGGCUCAGGAGAAGCAGUCGGGGACGGCAGCGGCAGGAGCGAAGAAAAAUAAGAACAAAAAGAACGCUUGGCAGACGGCAAACACCAGCGCUGACCUGGACUGCCAGGUGUGUCCCACCUGCAGACAGGUGCUGGCUCCUAAAGACUUCAACUCCCACAAGACACUGCACUUGAAGGACAACGAGGACUUCCCCUCCCUGCAGUCCAUUUGCCGAAUGAUCAGCUAGCACGCUGUUGUCAAAUGUCCACUAAAGCUAGCACUCUGUUGUCAAAUGUCCACAGCUGCGCUCACCUCCACGUGGACCACGGCUCCCAGCUUGUUCCUGGUCUCAACCCUGGAGUCCAUCUGGGACACUUCCAGCUGCUUUGGCCGUGUCCAACCACAGCUUGAUGUAUUUAUAGACGACAAAGUCACAAGGUACUUGAAAAGAAUCCAUUCAACGUUUUUAAGUCUUUCAUUUGCAAACAUAGCAGAGUCUUGUUGUCCGAGUCCCCCGGGCUGUAGAACACUUGCAAUGUUUCCUUUCCAAUCCUUGAACUCACACGAUUGAACAAAUGCUCCUUUUAUUUUAAACAGGAACUAAAUGGAAUUACAAAUGUU